Messenger RNA from Penicillium waksmanii, 645 nucleotides. RefSeq lists its product as uncharacterized. Bases 1 to 645 code for a protein of 214 amino acids. The transcript is spliced from 2 exons. NCBI's taxonomy places the organism in Eukaryota, Fungi, Ascomycota, Eurotiomycetes, Eurotiales, Aspergillaceae. The record is from RefSeq and is a predicted model, not a curated record.
AUGAUCAUCCUGCCCAUUCAGGGGACAUUGUUAAUUGACCAGCCCUCGACGCAGGAAGGCCAGGUGUGGUCGCAGAUAUUGGGCAUACUGGAGAAGUUUACAGGCUUCCAGCGUCUGGACUGGGGGCGACACGUGGAAGAGCCUGGACAGGUUCACCUGCAUAUCGUUCGUGAAAGUCUGCAUCAGCAUUACGUCUUCCUCGCCUCUCCGGAGUGGCAGCGGGUCGGCGAGAAGUUACGUGCGUUAGGGGUGGUGGAUUUUGCAUCGCUUGUUGUGCGCCAUGUGAUGAUGGAGGAGUUUAGUUCGGGCGAGGGUAAAAGACCACCGGUGAUGGGCACGGCCAUCUAUCUGACCCCUGACCAAGCGGGGUGGAUGAAGACAUGGGAGCUGUGGACGACGAUUGUGGCAGUGGUGCCUGGAUGUAUUGGGGUUAGAGGCGGAUGGAUGGUGGAGCCCGUGGAGAAGCGGCCGGCUUAUGUGGUGUUUGUCGGAUGGGCAAGUGUCGAGGUACAUGACGCGUAUCACCAUAGUAGGCACUUUCGCCAGCGAGCAACGAUCUUGCGGGAGCAUAACCAGGGGUUUCGAGAGUAUGGGCACGUUGCAUUCAGGGAGUCUCUGAGGGUUAGCGAUAAGGGGAAGCUAUGA